CGAGUUCGAAGCUUUGGGCAGCCUCUGUAUCGACUGUGCUGGACAACGAUGGCCAAAUUCAGUGUAGACUACAGCCGCUUCGAGAACCUCGCGGACUCCGACGAGGAUGAGGCACCGGUCAAAAAGGACCUGACCACAAAAAAGCUGCAGGAGCUCCAUCGGACGGACCCGCAGGCGUUGGACCAGAUGGAGGCGGAAGUCAAGGCGACGCGCAUGAGACUGGAAGAGGCCAAACGAUUACGAGAAGCGGCCUCGAAGCCGGGAGGCGAAAGAGCCGCCGCGUCGAUCCAAGACUCUAUCAAGUCACGCCGCAAGGAGAUGAAAAAUGACAUGAAGAAGAUGCAGGACGAGCAACGAGCGAUAGAAGAGCAGAUGCGGCAGCUCGACCAGUUGCAAAGUUGCGGGGACGAGAAGUCGUUGUUGGAGUUUUUUCAGAAGCAAGGCCUGAGCGAGGACCAGUUACGAAGGGGUCUCGGUGGGGACGCGUCGGGGCUGGUCAAUGAUAUGACCGAAAAACAUCGGAAGGAUAAUGAGGAGGCGGACCAACGUACUAAAAAUGUUUGUGACGUGGCCGACCAGCUGUCGCGCGUGUUGAAAGGUGAUCAGGUCACAGUGGAGGCACCGGUGGAGCCGCCGAAGCCGAAGCCGCCGCCUGCACCGACGCCGCCCCUGGUUAUGCAACCAGACUGCGCCCAGAAGCGUGCUGAUGAUUCAUUGGUGGUGACGGUGACGCUCCCUGGCUGUUCUUCGAGAGACGCGAAGCUCGACGUCUCCGAGACGCACCUGCGGUUGUACGCGCCCGCGCCUCCACAAAAUGGGCGCGCGCGCGAGUACCGGCUCAACGCGCCUCUGUCUAGAAGGGUGCGGUCAGAGGAGGCGCGGGCGAAGUGGUCCAAGAAGCUGUCGGCGCUGGUCGUGACGAUUCCCGUCGUGGGGGGUGGUGGGGGUAAGGAAUAG
Pelagomonas calceolata is the source of this 957-nucleotide messenger RNA. The record is from the annotation of a GenBank genome assembly. NCBI's taxonomy places the organism in Eukaryota, Pelagophyceae, Pelagomonadales, Pelagomonadaceae.